CGAGUACUCUAGACCCGUUUUUACGAAAUCCUUUGACCGAGUUGUCGCUCGUUAUACUUGGGUGUCACAUACAUAUAUGGGAGAUAGUCACCCAAGAAAAUGAUUAUAUUGUGAACGAUCAUCCAUGCACUUCCAUGCACUACCAUCAGUUUUCUAGCAGUAACUCUUAUCACGGCUCAAGUUAAGCAUGGACUGCUGUGACGGUAUUCUAGGCCUUCAAAAGUUCCGGAAGAUGUUUUUGGGCUCAAGCACUGCCCACAGCAAGCCAUAGCACUAGUACUGCCUUCAAGCUUCAAGUUAUUCGCUCCUCGUAGUACAUCCGACGGUCUUACUCUCCAUCUCACCUAUCCUCUAAGCUAAAAUGUACUUGAAGUCGCUCAAGGAUUCGGGCAAGGUCUUCGCAAACGGGCGCACACGACGCGAUGGCUCCAUCCCUGCAGACACCCCUAGUCCCGUUCCCGUCCCUUCGUCAACUCUACCUUCGAAUUCAUCGCCAGGGUACUCCGAUUCUGCAGGCGGAGAACCAGGUCUCGAAGGCUCCACCAAUUAUGACGGUCCUUCCGCCGGAUACUCCCGAGGUCUUCCUGAUAUGGCUCAGCUAGCUUUGCCCUUGGUACAGGCCGUUGUAGGUGCAAUCCCACUUGUCGGGCCUUCGAUGCAAGCGGCUAUUGGUGGACUAUUAACAAGCCUUCAAGCUAUAGAUAGACAUAACCAGAAUAAGGCGGAUCUAAAUAGCUUAGCAUUACGACUCGAUCGACUAAGCCGCGAUUUGUGUAAUGCCCCGCCUGCUCGGGACUCUCUUGAGCAAUCCCGAAGGGAUUCCUUUGUUAGGAUGCUGCAAGAUACCUCAGCCCGAAGUGACAGUCUAUCACCUGGAUGUUUUAUUGACAUCGACCGUUAUCUGGCGGAGUAUCUGGUUGUGUUCCAGUCUCUAAAGAUAGUUUGCAUUCACUCAUACUCCGCUUGUUAGUUGUCGUCCCAAAUGCAAAGUCAACAUGACAUACAUGAAGAGUUGAUAAUCCUACGGAGGCAGCAGGAGGAUCAGCAGAAGCUGCUGAUGACAAUGACCCUGUUGAUCCGUGAACAGUCCUCUGUGGGACUGACUGCAAUACAGUCAACUGGAACUGUUGCACU
This is a messenger RNA of Suillus paluster, 1134 nucleotides long. RefSeq lists its product as uncharacterized. The transcript is spliced from 8 exons. Bases 362 to 970 code for a protein of 202 amino acids. The record is from RefSeq and is a predicted model, not a curated record. NCBI's taxonomy places the organism in Eukaryota, Fungi, Basidiomycota, Agaricomycetes, Boletales, Suillaceae.